AUGGUGCGGACAAGAAACCAAAGGCAAGGGAAGAUACCCCGGAAAAGAACAGCUCAACAGUUCGCCGGCACCGGAGUUCCAUCCAACCCGGUACGCAUUGAAGAAGAAGAAGCCUCCACCGUCAUCAUGGACCCGGUCCCCAUCUCACAAGUAUCGUUCGAAGAAAUCCAAGAAAUUCGAAACCCUAGUCCAGGUAAUCUUACAAUAGAUUUACAUGGAGAUUUCACAAUUUCUUCACCCACUAGAGACAAUGUUCAUUGUACUCACGAAGAGGAAGAAAAUCCCAAUGUUGAACCCUCACCUCCACAACACCCUCUGUCCGAUCGAGAACAGAGGAGAAAGAAACGAUCUGACCCCUACGAAGGGGCAGAUCCUAGAGCAAAGAGGCCUAAUGAUUUUCCAAUUUCGGCUAGACCCCCCCGAGGAACCCCCAACAUACCUCCUCCAAGAAAAGACAACACUAAGAAACAGAAAGGAAAAAACACAGAGGAAGAAGAUGAAUGGAUACCUGAUGACACAGAAUUAGUAACAAAACCCACAGAAGGAAAAAGAAGGAAACUAACUGCCAAGGAGAAAGGGAAACAAAAGAUUAUUAGUUGUGCUGACCUGUCAAAACUGCCAAAGCCCUAUAGUCCAAAAUUUUUGACUAGGGAAAAUGCCAAAGGGUGGAAUAAACUUGUGGAGAAAAGCAUCAUCAAUCAGAAACUUCUAGAACUAGAAAAGCUAGAAAAUCAUGAACAAAUAUCUGAUGCCCUAACCAAAAAUCAACUUCUAGGGUCAGUCAUGAAUAUAUAUCCCUAUGAGGAGCAAGCAAUCAAGGAAUUUUAUAGUAACCUUACCAAAGCUACAACAAAUCCCACUGAUCCAAUGUUUGGAAAAAUCUAUCUAAGAGGAAAAUUCUAUGUGUUCAGUCCUGAAAUCAUCAAUGAAUACCUAGGAACACCUUCAGGGGACCAAAAUAUUCAACUAGAAAGUGAGCAGGUAGCCAGUGAACUCACAGCCGGAAAUGUGAGUUUUGAUAAAAACAAAAUCAAAGCUGCAUCCCUAACUAGCAAGUAUGCUAUACUACAGAAGAUUGCUCUCGCCAAUUGGAUGCCAUCACGACAUGAAUCUACAGUCAAAUGGAGCCUAGCAGAACUACUGUAA
This is a messenger RNA of Ipomoea nil (Japanese morning glory), 1146 nucleotides long. RefSeq lists its product as uncharacterized. Bases 1 to 1146 code for a protein of 381 amino acids. The transcript has a single exon. The record is from RefSeq and is a predicted model, not a curated record. NCBI's taxonomy places the organism in Eukaryota, Viridiplantae, Streptophyta, Magnoliopsida, Solanales, Convolvulaceae.